This is a messenger RNA of Arvicola amphibius (Eurasian water vole), 2667 nucleotides long. It is a transcript of the gene Ss18l1, whose product is annotated as SS18L1 subunit of BAF chromatin remodeling complex. Gene Ontology annotation, cellular component: nucleus. The coding region runs from base 241 to 1449 and encodes 402 amino acids. Lineage: Eukaryota; Metazoa; Chordata; Mammalia; Rodentia; Cricetidae. The record is from RefSeq and is a predicted model, not a curated record. The transcript has 11 exons. Gene Ontology annotation, molecular function: transcription coactivator activity. Gene Ontology annotation, biological process: positive regulation of transcription by RNA polymerase II; positive regulation of dendrite morphogenesis.
CGCAGAGCGCGGGCCGGGCACCGGGGGACUCCGUGCGGGGUCCGGUCCCGGAAGGCCGUGGCUUAAGGCGCGGGGCCGCGGGAGGCCCGGGCGCGCAUUGGCGGCAGGCAGGCGGGCGAGCCCACGGCACGGCACCCCCCGCGCCCCCGCCCCCGCUCUGCGGAGAAUGGGCACCUCGGGCCGCGGGGCGCAGCCGGAGAAUAAACCCCAAUGAUCACGGGCUGAGUCCGCGCCGCCACCAUGUCCGUGGCCUUCGCGUCGGCGCGGCCGAGAGGCAAAGGGGAGGUUACACAACAGACCAUCCAGAAGAUGCUGGAUGAGAAUCACCAUCUGAUCCAGUGCAUCCUGGACUACCAGAGCAAGGGCAAGACGGCCGAGUGCACCCAGUACCAGCAGAUCCUGCACCGGAACCUGGUCUACCUGGCAACCAUAGCAGACUCAAACCAGAAUAUGCAGUCACUCCUUCCCGCGCCACCAACACAGAACAUGAACCUGGGCCCCGGAGCACUGAGUCAGAGCGGUUCCAGCCAGGGCCUGCAUCCCCAGGGCAGCCUCAGCGAUGCCAUCAGCACAGGCCUGCCCCCUGCUUCCCUUAUGCAGGGCCAGAUCGGUAACGGUCCAAACCAUGUGUCCAUGCAGCAGACGGCUCAGAGCACACUGCCCACAACCUCCAUGAGCAUGUCAGGCAGUGGCCAUGGGACUGGGCCUGGCUACAGCCACUCGGGACCCACCUCGCAGAGUGUCCCCAUGCAAGGGCAAGGUGCUAUCAGCAACUAUGUGUCUCGGACCAACAUCAACAUGCAGUCGAACCCAGUCUCCAUGAUGCACCAGCAGGCAGCCACAUCUCACUACAACUCAGCACAGGGCGGGAGCCAGCAUUACCAGGGCCAGGCGCCCAUUGCCAUGAUGGGCCAGGGUGGCCAAGGGAGCAGCAUGAUGGGACAGCGGCCCAUGGCACCCUACCGACCCUCCCAGCAAGGCUCUUCCCAGCAGUACCUCGGCCAGGAGGAGUACUACAGCGAACAGUAUAGCCACAGCCAGGGAGCUGCAGAGCCCAUGAGUCAGCAGUACUACCCAGACGGCCACGGUGACUACGCCUACCAGCAAUCGUCUUAUACAGAGCAGAGCUACGACCGCUCGUUUGAGGAUUCCACACAGCACUACUAUGAGGGGGGAAACUCCCAGUACAGUCAGCAGCAGACUGGUUACCAGCAGGGCUCAGCGCAGCAGCAGACAUACUCCCAGCAGCAGUACCCCAACCAACAGAGCUACCCCGGACAGCAGCAGGGCUAUGGCCCUGCCCAGGGAGCUCCCUCACAGUACUCAGGCUACCAGCAAGGACAAGGCCAGCAGUAUGGAAGCUACAGAGCGUCGCAGACAGGACCUUCUGCCCAGCAGCAGCGACCUUACGGCUAUGAGCAGGGCCAGUAUGGAAAUUACCAGCAAUAAGGGACGAGCGUUGUCUUUGGACCCUUCACAGCAGUACGUUCUGGACAAGCCAGUGGCAGUUCUGAUGAGUCAUGACAUGUUGGUUACCCUGCGCCCAGUGCCAUGUCUGCAUGUGACGCAGGCUGAUUCCAUGCUGGGUAUGAUGCUAAGCGUGCACUACUGGCUGCGAUGGUGUGACAUAUUUGGUGCUGUGUAAAGUAUUGUAUAGCGAUACAAUGGAGAGGUUGUCCUGUUUUUGUCCCUCACCCCCUCCUCAAUGUUCUUAGCUAGCUCUGGGGGUCAUGCUGUCAUCACACGUUCUGUGCCCAGUGAUGAGACAAUAUCUAAAAGGUACCAUGAUCCAUGUUACUGUGAACAGACCGGUGUGCUCCUCACACCAUUGUUGCAAAGUGGACUGUAAGUGUUUCUUUACUUGACUGCCCUUAGCUUGACACACAUACAACCCUGGGUGGCCAUCUCUCCCUGUGCCUAGAUAGGACUUGGGGAUACCACCUGCGUCUUGGGCUAGUUUUGUGUGUCCUUGUAACAAAGAAACUGUGCUUCGUGUGGAAAGACAGUGAGCUAUCCUUUCUAGAACUUGCCCAUUGCCUGUGUCUCUCCACUCCUAUGUCUUUAAACAAUGAAGAGGGAUCAGUGUCCUUGAGGGCAGUGUGAGGGUGACCUGUCCGAGGGAGGGCAGUGUUCUGAAGAGCAAGGCUCACUGUCUACCGGUUGUGUUGUUUAUUUAAUGUCAUUUCAAGAGUGUGCCCUGUCCUAAACUUGGGGAGAAUUCAAAGCACUGACGCUAAAUUUUACAAGAAGUUGGCAAGAGUUUGUAACUUCUUCAGGACCUCAAAGUUCAGAUGGCCAAGCAAGUAGAAAUCUGAAAUCCACACCGUAUAUUUAACGAGUCUAAAUAGUUUUAUUAACAUUCUUUUAAAUGAAAAGUACACAUUUUAUAUAGUGAAAUUUGAGUGAUUUUCCUUUUUCUUUUUUUCUUUACAUCCGUAGGAUGUUCAAUCUCAUUUUAAUUCUGUGCAAAACAUGAGAAACGGCCUUUUUGGAAAGUUAUGGUCAAAGGAAAAUACCACAUAUAAUGUAGCACUGGCAUCUCUCAGCCUUUAUUUGGAUAAUAAUCAUGUUACUAUGAAAAGGGGAAAAACCUUCAAGAUAAGUGCUAGUGUAUUCCUAAGAACUACCAAGAAGAUACAAAUACACACACACACACACACACACACA